Molecule: messenger RNA, 1267 nt
Organism: Gavialis gangeticus (Gharial)
Lineage: Eukaryota; Metazoa; Chordata; Crocodylia; Gavialidae
Gene: SFXN5
Product: sideroflexin 5
Exons: 16
Coding region: 48-1238 (396 amino acids)
Biological process (GO): monoatomic ion transport; citrate transport; mitochondrial transmembrane transport
Cellular component (GO): mitochondrial inner membrane
Molecular function (GO): monoatomic ion transmembrane transporter activity; citrate transmembrane transporter activity
Source: RefSeq, a predicted model, not a curated record
GGGCGGCGGGGGAGGCCGUUUAAAGUGGCGCUCGCGGCGCGAGGGGGAUGGCGGAGCUGUCGGACUACCCUCCCUUCCAGCUGGGGAAGCCCCGCUUCGAGCAGACUUCGUUUUAUGGACGAUUCCGGCACUUCUUGGAUAUCAUUGACCCACGCACUCUCUUCGUGUCUGAGAGUCGUCUAAAAGAAGCAGUGCAGUUGCUGGAGGAUUAUAAACAUGGGACCUUACCCCCAGGAGUCACCAACAAAGAGCUGUGGGGAGCUCAAAAAAUAAAGCAGGCCAUCAUACAUCCUGAUACAAAUGAGACUAUCUUCAUGCCUUUCAGAAUGUCAGGUUACAUUCCUUUUGGAACACCCAUCGUUGUUGGUCUUCUCUUGCCAAACCAGACGCUGGCAUCCACUGUUUUUUGGCAGUGGUUGAACCAGAGCCACAACGCAUGUGUCAACUAUGCAAACCGAAAUGCAACAAAGCCUUCUCCGACAUCCAAGUUCAUCCAGGGCUACUUGGGAGCUGUCAUAAGUGCUGUCUCAAUAGCCGUGGGCCUUAAUGUUCUGGUUCAGAGAGCGAACAAGUUUACCCCAGCCACCCGUCUCUUGAUCCAGAGGUUUGUGCCAUUCCCUGCUGUAGCUAGUGCCAAUAUCUGCAACGUAGUCCUGAUGAGGCACACAGAGCUGGAAGAGGGGAUUGACGUCCUGGACAAUAAUGGAAACAUCGUUGGAUCUUCCAGAAUUGCUGCCAAACAUGCACUGUUAGAGACAGCCUUGACUAGAGUGGUCCUGCCAAUGCCUAUACUGGUUCUACCUCCAAUUAUUAUGUCCGUCCUGGAAAAGACGUCUCUCCUGCGAUCCCAUCCCCGGAUGAUCCUCCCAGUGCAAAGCCUUGUGUGCCUCGCUGCCUUUGGCCUGGCUCUCCCGUUGGCCAUCAGUCUCUUUCCACAGAUGUCUGAGAUUGAGACAUCACGACUCGAGCCAGAAAUCGCAAUGGCCACUACCAGUAAGACUGUUGUCUACAAUAAAGGACUGUUAGGUUUCAGGAUCUCCCGAGCUGCAGAGUAUGACGAUCGCUGCAUGCCAGCACUGGAUCCUAAUAGUUUGCCAGGUUCUUCUGCUACAUUGGCCUCCAUAGGAGUGGGGCGUCUUCAAGAGGACUGGCACGGAGCCUGGCAUCGUUCGUGCCUUUGGUCUUGCAUCCGGUCCCCAGUGGAAGCAGCAUCAGUGGCGAGCAACUUGUUCUGGUAGGAGUUGUGCGCUGCGUUGUUCAGGGGUGA